AUGUAUUCAAAGACUUUGGCAAUACUGCUACGAUCACCGACUUCAAUACACUUUAUUUUAAUAACAUUUAUACUUUUGUUAUCAUUCUUUUUCCAAAUUGUCUCUGGUGACGACCAGAAUCAUACACAAGAUGAUUCUGUUCCAACAUUGACUGUACCUGUGAUGCAGUGGGGAUUUUUGGCAAUGGGUGGGGAGACCCCUCAGGGGUUAAAGGAUUUUGGUUUUGGUUACAAUAAGCAAGCUAAUAAAUUGAUUGUCUUUGGUGGAACUACACAAGAUAACACAAAAUCUGGAGCCACUUAUAUAGCUGAUCUUAAUGCCAUGACUUGGCAAUCAUUGCAAACUGCACAACAACCAGGUGCUAGAUCAGAUAUGGUUUAUGGAAUGGAUAUUUAUGCUGGUUAUCGGAACACUUUUGUUAUAACUGGCGGUAUAGGUGAUGGUGACAUAAUAUAUAAUGAUACUUGGGCAUUUGACAUAACUUAUAAUACUUGGUCUCAAAUAACAAAUGUAACAUCAACGAGUGGUCCGAUACCUAAAAUGUAUGGUGCUGUUGGAGGAAUUGAUACAUCCACACAAGGUGGAAGUCAAACUAUUCCAAAUAAUACUAUGUGGUUGACUCAUGGAACUAAUGGAAGUGAUUUUUUUACUGACCUUUGGGCUGUGGUGUUUGGUGGAACUUUGGCUACUUCUGGUAAUGCCUUGUUUGUUACUUGGACAAAAGUUUCUACUAGUGGUUCGCUUCCUAAAGGGAGGAAAGCUGCUGGUGGAACUAUUCUUCCGGGUGGUAGGUUGGUAAUGUAUGGUGGCUGUAAUGUGUCAGCCUCAUCAGAUUGUGCAACAUCUGAUGUUUGGAGUUUGAAUAUUGGAAGUAACUCUAAUAGUGGCAUACCAAACUCAAAUACCCCAAUUUGGAGUGAGGAUGGUGAAUGUUUAGGUGCAAGAGAAGGUGCGGCAAUGGUCAAUAACGCAAUUACAGGUACUGUUUCUUAUCGAGUACAAGCAAUUUCAUAUGGUGGGAAAUUACCUGGGAGACUUACUGUAGAUAAAGAUGGUGAAGGCGUUUGGGUGAGAGUUCUUCCCCUAGCUGAUCCAAAGUAUUCUUAUCCAAAAGUACGUUCUGGUGCUAGAAUGAUAGCUAUUGACAGCACUCCAUUAGCAAAUUCGACUAAUUCUAGUCCUAGCAUUAUUAUGUUUGGUGGAGAAGGUUUAAAUGGUGCCACAUCAUUUUAUAAUGAUAUGUGGGUUCUUACUCUUACUGGCGCUGUUUCGAAGGGUAAUCAAACGAGCCAAACUUCUUCUAUGCAAUUCUUACAAUGUAUUCCACCCAGUGGUAUUGGUACUCCAUCACCAUCAAAUCAAACUCCUUCUUCUAAUAACAGUGCUGGUCCUUUAGGUUUUGGUCCACAAUUUGCUGAUUCUACCAUUAAUGUUAAUCAUGUAGUAUUUUCAACUUUGAGUUUUGUCUUUUUACCGGUUGCGACUUCAAUAAUGAGAUUCGGUAAAGGACUUAUUGCUACCGGAAUCUAUGCUACUUUAUUAUUAUUGUCUUAUGGUUUUCUUAUUUAUGGUUUUUUAAUUGCAAUACAAUAUGUAAACUCUACACCAGUUUCUUCCAACAACAAUAUUGCUUCACAUUUCUCAAAUUCUCAUGGAUUACUUGGUUUGGUACUGACCGUUCUUUUAUAUGUUGUGGUACCAAUGUUAACAAUAGUUUCCUGUGUAACUGCUAAGAAAUUUGGGUCAUAUACAUCUGCGGCAGCAUCUGAUGAUUCCGAUUCUGAUGAAGGUGGUCGUAGUUUUGGAAGCAAGAUAGCUGCAUUUUUAAAUUUAAAAAAUUCUGAUACUAAUGGUAAACAAUCAAAAUCAUUCGAAGUUUCACGACCUGGAAAUCGCAACUUUCAGAAUGACAAUGCACGUUACCAACAGCCAACGUCUGUACUCAAUAAACCAUCCUCAGAUUCAUGGAUUGACAAACGAAAAAGUGUAACUAUUGCAGAUAAUCCAAUGAUUUUGAACAAUAAUUCACGCAAUAGUACACCAAAUGGUAUCCCAAAUUCGAGAAGAACUUCACAAAGUACUACUGCUACAGGUUCUUAUCAUCAACGAUUAGGGUCAAAUGGAACUCCAAUUAUGACGCCAACAUCACAGCAUUUUUAUCCACGGCAACGACCGAAUUCUCUUCAAUUUCAUUGUAUACAGCAAAAUCUAAGUAAAAAUAGUUUAUUAGUAGCAAUAAUGGCAAAAUUUGGUGGUCGUGGUGAAGUGGGUGAAUUCAAUGAUGCAAAUGGUUUAGGUAAUGAUGAGAAUAGCCAGGCCAGUGGAAGUGAAUUUGGUGCCGAACUUGAACAAGAGAUCAUUAACAGAGAAGUUGUUGUUAUGACUAUACCUAAAAGAAGGACAUCAAUAUUUUCAAGUAAGAUAUUAAGAAUGGUUAAAGUAAAGACUCCAGGACGUGAUGCGUAUCGACAUACCCCUAUAACAAAGUUUUUUCCUCGAGUUUCCAACUUAAAUAAAAGUAACGCGACUGAAAACUUAAAUUUACCGAGAGAUGAAAGUUUCGAUACUGUUACUACGGGUUUAGACGAUUCGGAUGACGAUAAAUUACAAAACAUUCCUUCUAUUAUUGAAGACGACGAAGAUGAUGAUCUUUUAUCAUCAACCGAUCUUGAAUUGGCAUUUUCAGAGAAAUUAUCAGGCAGGCUAUUUGAGAGAAGUGAAAGUUCUCAGAGUGACGAACCUACUUUACGACGAAGUACGCGUUCUAGAAAACAAGUUUCUUUUCAGCAGAUGGUGCCAACUACCGAAGCUGUUCCACUUCGCGGUGAAAUUCCAUGUGUGAGCAGCUCUACUUCCACUGGGAUAAAUUCAAAUAUUUCCGAAAUGAAAUAUCAAUAUUCAUUAUCUUCCCUUCUUCGAGAGAAGAAGCAUCGAGAUAAGGCUGGUUAUGAUAUUCGUGCCAUGGAAUCGGUACUUAAUGGAGAAUCUCUUUGUGAAUUGGAGGAUCCAUUUGACGUCUAUGAUCGUACAGAAGUUUCUGCUGCAAUAUUGAGUGAAGAUAUAAAACGGGAACACCUACAACAGAUUUUUAAAGAAGAUGAAAAUGAUGAUUUAGACCAACAACUGGAAUUCUUUACUGAUAAUAAUACAAGUUUACCGAAUCCGGCUUUGGGGGCUUCCAUGCAAGCGUUGGAAGAUCAAGCAUUUGCACUAAUAGCUGGGUCAUCAUCUGACGAUGAAAAGCUAAAAUAUAUCCUAUGUCAAGAUUGGAUUCCACAACAGUAUGAACUUGGAUUGAAUUUGCCAUCUGAAACUAUUUCAUGGCUAUUAGAAUUAAUAAGCUAUGAAAAGGAUACAAUUAUAAUAGAAGCAGCUUCUCAUACUUUGAAACGUCUCGCUGAAAUUAGUGGCCGGUACAGCAUCAAUACGACUGUUGAACCUACUAGUGUGCCGUUCUCAUAUAUAUAUGAAAUAUUAUCCAAGUUUGGCGCGUCAUCACAGAUGUUAGGUUACCAAAGUGCGUUGGAGGAACAAAUAAAGUCAUCUUUGCCAUUUGAACCUUCAUCCAAAUUCCCCCAUAUUUACAAUUUACAAGUUCUUUUGAAAACAAUUGUACCAUUGGUUGAAAACAGAAUUUUAAAAUUCUCUGAUUAUGAAGAAAUAAGACGAGCGAUAUAUGUUAUCCUUCGCAUGUCUUUAGAUAGACGUAUAUCUUUUAUAUCUAGCUACAUUGAAAGGGCAGUCGAUUCAUUUUUAAAUCUUUUCCAGGAAGAUGAUUGGAGUUCUCAAGCCAAACUUAUUUGUGAAGAAAUUGUUUCAGCAUGUGGCGGAAUAACAAAAUUUAAUGCUGUUACAAUAGAAAAUUUACCUAUUUCAAUUCGUGGUCGUUUAUUACGAAGACUUUUGGCAUUUAAAUCUCUCUUCGCUAUAAGUUUAAAGACUUGGGAUUUAGCUGCGGCUGAUAUCACAAAACCGUUGUCAUUAGAACCGCUUCUAUCUUCCUUUGAUGAUAACGAGUCAAUGUUUAAAAUUAAUAUUAAUACGAACUAUAAUGAGUUGUAUUAUAACGUAUUAUUACUUAAUUUCGCUAUUGAUGACGAGGAACAGAUGAUAUCUGAAAAGAAUGUUGUUGAGGAGAUCAUACAAAAAUUAAAAUACUUGCAUGGAAAAAUAGUUGAUAUGAGAGCUGCUUUCAUGGAUCGAACAAAGGCGAAAGACCUUAUACAUAGACUUUAUAUGCGUCUUUAUUAUGUGACUAGUAAUCGUCGUGGUAAGACGCAAGCAAGCAUACUCGAAUAUUCGUCCAAAAAAAUACAGAAAGGAACUCUCGACAUGUUUAUCAAUCAAAAAUGUUAA
Messenger RNA from Dentiscutata erythropus, 4356 nucleotides. NCBI's taxonomy places the organism in Eukaryota, Fungi, Glomeromycota, Glomeromycetes, Diversisporales, Gigasporaceae. The record is from the annotation of a GenBank genome assembly.